This is a messenger RNA of Saccostrea cuccullata (small rock oyster), 760 nucleotides long. RefSeq names its product probable serine/threonine-protein kinase roco5. Bases 200 to 745 code for a protein of 181 amino acids. The record is from RefSeq and is a predicted model, not a curated record. The transcript is spliced from 2 exons. NCBI's taxonomy places the organism in Eukaryota, Metazoa, Mollusca, Bivalvia, Ostreida, Ostreidae.
UGCCUUCGCCGAAAUUACGUUACGUUAUUUAAUGAAAUGUGGGAAACUGUUACUUUACAAUCAAAAUCAUUUCUGAAAACUGUUUUCAUUUGCAGUGAACUCUUCAAGGCAACAGCAACGCUUUAAAAUUACAUUUGAUGAAACCAAACAACGAAAGAGCGUUUCUGAACAUGAUGUGGGAGUCACUGAGGAUGUAGAAAUGCCUGAUGAAGUGCAAACAGUCGAUGUUGGGGAGGUUUCUCUGGAAGCACCGAAUCGUGGUCAGCUACCUGUAUCACAUGAUGAUUCCAACAUUCCAUCUACCUCAUCGUAUGGAGGAAAACGAGCCUCGUCACCAGAAAAUGUCAGGGAGGUCAUUGAGGAAGGUCAAACUUUGCCUAGCAGUUCUAAUCUAUCUGGAUCUUUACAGAUAGAAUCCAAAAACUUGUCAGAUGACCAUUCCGAUAAAAAAAUUACCAUGACUGACUUUGCGGGGCAAUGUUCAUAUUAUGCCUCACACCAGAUUUUUCUGAGUCCCCGGGCGUUCUUCAUUCUGGUGCUGAAUAUGGAGAAGAAGUUUGAUGAUAAGGUUGGAGAAGAAGUGUGCUGUCAGAACGGCUCCAUUUAUAUGGAAUGGACAAAUAGAGAUUACCUUGAGUUUUGGAUGAAGUCUCUUCACCAAUACAGCAAUGAGAAGGCUCCUGUCAUCCUGGUCGCUACGCACAGUGAGAACAAAACUCCAAAGGUAUUUUACUUAUUUACAUGAGCUUUAUUCAACCAA